UUGUUGAUUUAGAACACGCGAGCCAUUCACGCACAUCACGGAGGAGCAUGCUGCUCGCUUAAUUGCAUGUAUUGAUAUUAAGUUUUUUCAAAGUUUAUUGCAAAUUACAAAAGUUUAGAUAAUAUUAAAUAAAAAUGGAUAGUGAUAACAAUAACUCCCAGAUCGUAUGCCGAUUCUGCUUGCAAUACAGCAGUCAAAUGUGGCCGCUAGAAACGGUGUACAACAAGGAGAGAUCGUUCCUGGAGAAAGUGUAUCAAUGUGCACACAUUAAUAUCAUCGAUCUUGACGAACUACGCACCUGGGUUUGUGGAGGAUGCCUGGAGAAUAUCGAGAGGUUUUACAGCUUCCGUAAUAUGCUGCAGAGGAAUUUGGCGGACUUCAACGAGCGAUUUCGCGAGGAACAAAAAGAGCACCAACACGAGGCGGAUUGGAACGAUAACCAGCAGGUGGAAGUGCUUUAUAGUGAUUUUAGCGACUGUGAAGAUUGCUACGAGAUCCCGCCCACGGAUUCCGAGUACGACACGGAAAGCGAGGUGGGAGUACGGGAUCGUAAACCGGACGACUACGUGAGGAAAGGCUCGUACGAAGCGGCCGAAAUUGAGGCAGAGUUUGCGGAAAUCAUGACGGAGGACUGCAUGGGAUCACUGGCCAAGUUUGACCUCCCUGCCAUUGAGAGAAGGGAAGAGAUAGCACAAAACAGUUUGCCAUCGAGUAGAAAUAGGUGAUUAAAGCUGUCGCAUUUUUUGUUGAGUAGGAUUCUAUUGUACAAAAUUGUUUUCUUUCUGAAUAAUGUUACUCACUUAAUGUGUUUACCAAAAAAAAAUCUGUUAUAAUUUGUAUUAUGUAAUAAAGUGGUAAAUGCUACCUUA
This is a messenger RNA of Aedes aegypti (yellow fever mosquito), 869 nucleotides long. RefSeq lists its product as uncharacterized. Gene Ontology annotation, molecular function: zinc ion binding. The record is from RefSeq and is a predicted model, not a curated record. Bases 135 to 725 code for a protein of 196 amino acids. The transcript is spliced from 2 exons. Gene Ontology annotation, cellular component: nucleus. NCBI's taxonomy places the organism in Eukaryota, Metazoa, Arthropoda, Insecta, Diptera, Culicidae.